Nerophis ophidion (straightnose pipefish) is the source of this 632-nucleotide messenger RNA. RefSeq names its product translocase of inner mitochondrial membrane 8 homolog B (yeast) (gene timm8b). The record is from RefSeq and is a predicted model, not a curated record. Bases 132 to 401 code for a protein of 89 amino acids. The transcript is spliced from 2 exons. NCBI's taxonomy places the organism in Eukaryota, Metazoa, Chordata, Actinopteri, Syngnathiformes, Syngnathidae.
UUUGUACAUCAGCACUCAUCCACGCGCAGCAGCAGUUAGCUCAGUUUCGCCGUGUUACGGAAGGUCAUCAGCCCCGGUGCCUCUUACUCUGUGAAGAAUUACGGUGUGAAAAGGCCUUUACAAGAAACACAAUGGACAGUUUUGAUAACUUCAGUGCGUCGGAAAAAGCAGAAGCUACAGAACUCCAGCGAUUGAUUGCAGUCGAACAACAAAAGGCUCAGUUCCAAGCUCAGGUACACACCUUCACUGAUGUCUGUUGGGACAAGUGCGUGCAGAGCCCCGGAUCGAAGUUGGACAACCGGACAGAGAUGUGCCUUGUGAACUGUGUGGAGCGAUUCAUUGACACAACCUUGAGCAUCACCAACCGCUUCAGUCAGAUGGUGCAGAAAGGCACUCAUUAAUGAUGGACUGCAGACCUUUUAUUAGAUUGUAUUCGAGCAUAUGAAGUUGUGUUGUGUCCCAAACAUGUUUGUUGGGUAGGGACAACAUCAGUUCAUGUGUCCUGCUGUCAGGCAUGUCUGUAGCUGCGUGUUUGAGUUGAAAUUUUCAGAACACCCCCACCAGUAAAUGUUGGAAGAGAAAAUAUUGUCAGAAUGCUUAUUGAUAAAUGCUGAGAGAACUUUUUAAUGUUA